Molecule: messenger RNA, 1418 nt
Organism: Sorex fumeus (smoky shrew)
Lineage: Eukaryota; Metazoa; Chordata; Mammalia; Eulipotyphla; Soricidae
Gene: NSUN5
Product: NOP2/Sun RNA methyltransferase 5
Exons: 10
Coding region: 3-1403 (466 amino acids)
Biological process (GO): rRNA base methylation
Cellular component (GO): nucleolus
Molecular function (GO): methyltransferase activity
Source: RefSeq, a predicted model, not a curated record
GCAUGGCGCUGUACGCGGCGGCGGCGGCCGUGCUGGCGGGCGUGGAGAGCCGGCAGGGCUCCAUCAAGGGGCUGGUGUACGCCAGCCGCUUCCAGAACGUGAAGCAGCUGUACGCGCUGGUGUGCGAGGCGCAGCGCUACGCCUCGGUGCUGGACGCCGUCAUCGAGCGCGCCGGCCUCCUCCGCGCCGAGAAGAAGCUGCGGCCGCACCUGGCCCAGGUGCUCGUGUACGAGUUGCUGCUGGGCAGAGGCUUUCGAGGGGGCGGGGGCAGAUGGAAGCCGGUGCUGGACCGCCACCGGGCGCGCCUGAAGGCCGAGCUGGCCCGCCUCAAGGUGCAGCGAGGUGUGAGUCGGAACGAGGACCUGCUGGACGCGGGCACCAGGCCGGGCGCGGCCUCUCAGGUGCCCCGGUUCGUGCGCGUGAACACGCUCAAGACCUGCAGUGAUGAUGCUGUGGAUUAUUUCAAGAGACAAGGUUUCACCUAUCAGGGUCGGGCUUCUGGCCUCGAGGACCUCCAGGCGCUCAGAGGGAAGUGUUUUCUUCUGGACCCUUUGCUGUCAGAGCUGCUUGUGUUUCCUGCCCAGACUGAUCUGCACGAUCACCCGCUGUACCAAGCCGGGCACCUCAUCCUGCAAGACAAGGCCAGCUGUCUCCCAGCCAUGCUGCUGGCUCCACCUCCUGGUUCCCAGGUCAUUGACGCGUGCGCAGCCCCAGGGAAUAAGACCAGUCACUUGGCUGCACUCAUGAAGAACCAAGGGAAAAUCUUCGCCUUUGACCUGGAUGCCAAGAGGCUGGCAUCUAUGGCCACCCUGCUGGCCCGGGCUGGAGUCUCCUGCUGCGAGCUUGCUGAGAAGGACUUCCUGUCCGUGCCGCCCUCAGACCAGCGCUACCAGCAGGUCCAGUACAUCUUGCUGGACCCUUCUUGCAGUGGUUCUGGGAUGCUGAGCCGACAGCUGGAGGAGCCUGGGGCAGGCGGGCCGAGCAGGGAACGCUUGCAGGCCCUGGCGGGGUUCCAGCAGCGUGCUCUGGGCCACGCGCUUUCCUUCCCCUCCCUGCGGCGCCUCGUCUAUUCCACUUGCUCCCUCUGCCGGGAGGAGAAUGAAGACGUGGUCCAAGAAGCCUUGCAGCAGAGUGCCGGGGCCUUCAGGCUCGCUCCAGCCCUGCCCUCCUGGCCACACCGAGGCCUCAGCACCUUUCCGGGCGCCGAGCACUGCCUUCGGGCCUCCCCUGACACCACUCUCACCGGAGGCUUCUUUGUUGCUGUAUUCGAGCGUGUGGAGGUGCCCAGCCCAGACUCCCCUGCAGAAGUGCCACCUCCAGAGCGAGCUGAGCCUGGCCCAGCCCCAAAGAGAAGGAAGAGGCGUCGGAGAGCUGCCCCCGGAGCCCCACCCACAGGCCCCUAACACGCACCAGCCUCC